AUAAACACAGACGUAAUAUUAUAGUACAUGUGCUGUAGUUUUUUCAUAUCUCAUUGUAGACAGAGUAGAUUUUUGCUCUCUUAUAUGCUUUUAGUCCGAGAUUCCUCCGAUUUUAUUCCAUCUAAAUGAUAUAUUAAUUGUCAUGUAGAAGCUUCUCAAAAUUAAGUAAGGUUGUUUGCGCAAAAUGUCAAAAGACAUGAGCAUUUUUACAAGAUGUGUGACAGGGUAACCUUGGCAUGCGACUCUGAUGCGUGAACCCCCUUCUCUAAAACUGAUUCUCCCCUUUGUCCUUAGCAACAUAAUUUUUCUUAUCCCACUUUUAUAUGACAAGAGGGGAACAAUUUUGUAUUUAGCCCUUAUUCCAAUUUCAUAUUAAAAAUUCUUUUGAGCUGUAUUUUGCUAUUUUGUUCUGUUCUCUUUAUAGAGACAAACAUGUAUAUUCUUACAUACAUUUGCACUUCAGUUGACUGUAAAUAUUGAGCAUGCUAACAUUCAAAUUACUAUUACUUACAAUUACAAACAUAGGCAUUACUCUUAAUUAAUCUAGUGUGUCAAAGACAAAUUCUCUAUUGUUGCCAGGUAUCAAGUACCAUGCAGUUUUCGCCAUUAUUUUAUGUGUUGAUAUUGCAAUCCAGCAGGGAGUAAUGGUUAUUGUCAAGAAACUUUUAUUUUUGUUAUGAAUUCAAAGAGGAAAAGGAAACCGGAAAUCAGUGAUGGAAAGCAAUCCUCAGCUCAAAGUCCUUCGGCAAAAGUUUUGAAAGUAGAAUCAGAAGCAAGAAAAAGCUUGUCCUCUGAUAAUCUUACCAAAGGAAUGAAAUCGAGGCUAGUAAAAAGUUUUUACAAGCAGGACUGCAAGAGUCUUGCCAAAGCAUUACUUGGCAAGGUUUUGGUACGCUACUGCAAAGACACGGGGGAGAGACUAAGUGGUCUUAUUGUGGAGACAGAGGCAUACCUAGGGGGAGAGGACAAAGGAGCCCACUCCUUUAAUGGUAAAAGGACUAACAAAAAUGAGGCCAUGUUUAUGGAACCAGGGACAUGUUAUGUUUACAAUAUCUAUGGCAUGUACUGCUGUAUGAAUAUAUCCAGUGAAGGUGAGGGAGCUGCUGUUCUGCUGCGUGGGAUAGACCCAGUGGAUGGAAUAGACCACAUGCAGAAAAUAAGAUCACAGAAGACCCUGAAGGAGAAGGACCUGUGUAAUGGUCCCUCAAAGCUCUGUCAGGCUCUGAAAAUUAGCAAAGACAAAUUCAACAAAGUGGACAUGACGUCUUCUGAUGAAAUUUGGCUGGAGGAUGGCGAAGAUUUACCAGGGACAAAUAUUGUGACAGGUGCCAGGAUUAAUAUUGACUAUGCUGAGGAAUGGGCGCAGAAGCCACUGCGAUUUUACAUCCUAGGAAAUAAAAGUGUGAGCAAAAGAGACAAAGCUGCUGAAGACAGCCUAUCAAGGGUUUGAUGAGAAAGUAGUUUUAUAGUACAUGUAUCUAGUCUUUUAUUACUAGAGCUACCUCUUACGGUCUUCUGAGAAAUUAAGGUUGUAUAAAUAUUAGUACAAUUGUUUAUAAUUUACAUUUUUUAUUAGAAAUAUUUUCAUUUCUUUAUGUUCUCUGAUGUUUGAAGAAAUACGAAUGAAAAGCACCUUGUUAAGCAUUUUACAUUUUUGUGCAGUCUAUCAAAUUACAACCUUUGAUAAACUUGAUGUUAUUACAGGGUAUACACAAUACAAACAAUGACCAUUUCAGGCAAUAACUUAGUACACUUAAAUGCUAUAUUACCAUUUCACUGGAAUGGCAUUGCAUGUUUAUUUAUGCGAGUUGAAAAUGAAAUUGUCAAUUUCAAUACUUCUGAACAUUAUGAAAAUGUUAUAAAAAAACAGUGAAUGCUAGAAGAGUUUGCUAAUAAUGUUUAUUAACACUUUGCCAUUAGAGAUAAGAUAUACCAAACUUGUUCCAUUUUGAUUUGUGACAAGUCAAAAAAAACUUCUGGUAUUAAAAAUGAAAAAUU
This is a messenger RNA of Magallana angulata, 1998 nucleotides long. Its product is annotated as putative 3-methyladenine DNA glycosylase. Bases 677 to 1450 code for a protein of 257 amino acids. The record is from RefSeq and is a predicted model, not a curated record. The transcript has 3 exons. Gene Ontology annotation, molecular function: DNA binding; alkylbase DNA N-glycosylase activity. NCBI's taxonomy places the organism in Eukaryota, Metazoa, Mollusca, Bivalvia, Ostreida, Ostreidae. Gene Ontology annotation, biological process: base-excision repair.